This is a messenger RNA of Amphibalanus amphitrite, 2781 nucleotides long. RefSeq names its product innexin inx1-like. Gene Ontology annotation, cellular component: plasma membrane; gap junction. The record is from RefSeq and is a predicted model, not a curated record. The transcript has 4 exons. Bases 831 to 1949 code for a protein of 372 amino acids. Lineage: Eukaryota; Metazoa; Arthropoda; Thecostraca; Balanomorpha; Balanidae. Gene Ontology annotation, molecular function: gap junction channel activity.
AAAGCAUAUAAUUUUCUACCCCACUAUUCAUCGUUUUAUACUGACGUAGUUUUCAUCUGAAAAAUGUAAAAGGGACCAUUUCAGUUGCCGAUUAAUGUAUCUAUAGCUAGUUUGCAAAACGAGUAAUCGAGCGAUUCUAUCCGAUUCGAAUGGUUUCACUUUGUAAUUGAGAUGAAACUGUAUUGUACGUGAAUUUGCAUUAUUCUGAUUUCUGUGAGCGUAUUAUUUGCUAGCUGGCUCAACAAGACAGCCAAAAUACAUCGAAGGGUCCUGGUGAUAAAAAUACUCGUGGCUGUCAUGUCAGCAAUGCCACUAGAGCUCAAAUCGUUCAUUGGGGAGCACUCAACCCUUUUGUUUCGCUUAAAAUUGACUUUAAAUGGCAUUUGCACUUUUUGACCAAAUUUCCCUCGCAUUUAAUUCGGUGCUGCGCGGGGAACGGUCCUCGGCGGCUGGGCGUAGCUUGCGGUACCGCACUGGCUGUUCCCGCCCGGCGUGUCCAAGUCCCGGAUAAUCUGUCACACAGCGAGCCAGCUGAUUGGUCGCUGGGUCGCCGGCCCAAACAGACAUAGCCUCGCGGAGGGCCGCGCAGCACCGGCGGCCAAUGAACGCGCUCUUUGCGAGGCACGCUGCGCGGUCGGCGAGCGCGGGCUGCGCGCCGGGACGAGCGGCGUGCCGGCCGUAUCGCCGGGGGCAGCCGGGCCGCCAGUCGCCGGCCGGCCCUGUGCCUCUGUACUGCAGUGGUCAGCUGCUAGACUGCGCGCGCCGCCCGUACCACAGCGCCGAGCCGGGCCGGGUCGACACACAGAGCAGCCCGCCCACCAGCCGCCACCAUGUUAGGGGUGUUCGGAACGCUCAAGAGCUUCUGCAAGAUCCGGGAGGUGUCCAACGACUGUCCCGUGUUCCGGCUGCACUAUCAGUUCACCACCGGCCUGCUGGCGCUCUUCAUCCUGAUCCUGACGGCCACCCAGUUCAUCGGCAACCCCAUCGACUGCAUCAACGAUGGCGACAUCAGCACCCACAUCAUCAAUUCGUACUGCUGGAUCAUGUCCACGUUCACCAUGCCGGAUGCCUUCUACAGGCAAGUGGGUGAGGAGGUGGCUCACCCCGGCGUCGGUAACGUCGGCUCGGCCUGGAACGAUGACGAGGCCACCAAAUACUACACCUACUACCAGUGGGUCGUGUUCGUGCUCGCCUUCAUGGCCAUCCUCUGCUACGCGCCCAAGUUCAUCUGGGACGCCAUGGAGAACAACAUCAUGGGCACCGUCGUGAUGGGCCUCAACUGGGGCCUCAAGACCGAGGACGAGAUCACCAAGAAGAAGCAGACGCUAGUAGACUACAUGCUUCGUCAUAUUAGGUCUCACGACAUGUACGUGUACCGCUACUUCUUCUGCGAGCUGCUCUGCCUGGUGAACGUCAUCGGCCAGAUGUACCUGAUGGACGCCUUCUUUGACGGCGAGUUCUUCACGUACGGCUCGCGUCUGCUCAACUUCUCCGAGAUGCCACAGGAGGAGCGUGUCGACCCCAUGGUGUACGUUUUCCCGCGGCUGACCAAGUGCGUGUUCCACAAGUUCGGUCCUUCGGGAACGGUCACCCGCCACGACUCGCUCUGCGUGCUGGCGCUCAACAUUGUCAACGAGAAGGCCUUCAUCUUCGUCUGGUUCUGGUACAUCAUCCUGGCCACCAUGCUGUCGGUGGUGCUGCUCCUGCGUGCCAUCAUGAUCUUCGUGCCGGCCGUGCGCCCCAGCCUGAUCCACAUGAAGAACCGCAUGGUGCCUAAGGAUGCCAUCGAGGUGAUCUGCAAGAAGAGCUCUCUGGGCGACUGGUGGCUGCUCUACAUGCUCUGCUUCAACCUGGAUCCUUUCGUCUACAAGGAUGUCAUCGCUGAGUUGAGCAAGAAGAUCGAGACGGCCGAGAGCAACGUGCCUCAGAGCAAGUCGUCCAUGGUCUGAGCGGCCGGUCCUUCAGGCCGGUCCGUGCGGCCGGCCGGCGGCUCCGCUAGUGGACAUGACCUCGCCUUUGGUGCUGACAAAGGGGCGGCCAUGUUCCGUGAAGGGACGCAUCGUGAGUGCUGUUAUGUAGACAUGGAGAUUACUGCAGCGAUGUGGUUUGUCCGUCAGAUGUCGGGCAGUUUGUCCGGGCUGCGGUGGCGGAGGACUGGUGACCGGUCCAAUAACGGCACCGUCCCCGCGCCCCGAGCACCAACACCAACCAGCCGAGCAUUCCGGCUCAGCCGGCGCAGUUGGGCGGUUUGCAUGGUCUGAAUGUGCGAUGGUCGAAACUUUUAUGCUGCCUUCUGGGGACCAAUAAUAUGAAGCAACUAGUGGCUCAAGAUUAGGAUUCCUUUGUAUGAUUUUUACGACGUUUUUACAACCGAGCUUGCGCGGUGCGGGGAGUGGUUUGUCCGCCGGCGCUGCCCGCCGUUUGCAUGUAUGACCGUGGUCGCCGGAGGCCGGCAUCCAGCCGGGCGAGGCGUGGUGCAGCGCCGCAGGGCUGCUUUAUAUCUACAUCACUGGCACCCACAUGGCGAAAGGAUCUCACGCAGACUGUUCGAUCCGGGCUCAGCAGAUGACAGAAGGCGCCUGCGUUGUGUACAUCGCUCGCCAAUGAACUAGUGUGUGGCGAUCGCUCGACUCUGUCCCGCCAAUUUCUAAAUUCUCAGCAUCGCUCGGCGGGCUGAAUGUUGAAUGUGCGCCGGACCGAACGAGUCGGGUGGCCUGUAUUUUUGUACUGAUUCGUCGUAUGCUCUACCAGGUACGUAGAUAAUAAAGUCUGCUGUGAUUA